Molecule: messenger RNA, 7548 nt
Organism: Dunckerocampus dactyliophorus (ringed pipefish)
Lineage: Eukaryota; Metazoa; Chordata; Actinopteri; Syngnathiformes; Syngnathidae
Gene: nsd1a
Product: nuclear receptor binding SET domain protein 1a
Exons: 23
Coding region: 798-6974 (2058 amino acids)
Biological process (GO): regulation of DNA-templated transcription
Cellular component (GO): chromatin; nucleus
Molecular function (GO): protein binding; histone H3K36 methyltransferase activity
Source: RefSeq, a predicted model, not a curated record
GUCUUUGUCUCAGCUUGUGGCUCAUCGCGGCCUUUUUUGAAGUUGGCGCACACGUGCCUGCCAGUAUAUUAAGACAAACUUUAAGUAAAACUGCUUUGUCGGGUUUAAAGUCGACCAUUUAAGAGUCAAGUUGAGUUUUUUUGUCGUGUGUUGCCCAGCGGCCUCUAUCCUGACUUCGUGUUGGGAAAGCAACAUGGCCGCCGCUGUUUGUACAUACUACAUAUAGACAGGCCUCUCGAGUGGGCAGGGUAGGGAUACAUAUUGAAAUUACUAUAUCAUUCAUUUGUUUAUUAAAUCUUAUUAUGUCAUAAGACUUCACCUGGGUGCGCGUGCGCGACGCAGCCUUGUGUCUGUGCGUGUGCGCGCAAAGGCUUGGGUGUCACGGCCCUGUGCAGACUGGGGGGUUGGGUGGCAGUGCCGAUUGGCUGCAGCUCACCAACACACUCGGUCGCUCUCCGGGCUUGUUUUAACACAAACCGGAGGCCAGCACCUCGACAGCAGGCGGGGAUCAUGUAGUCAAUAAGCUAGCGGUACCACAGGGGGGAUCGCCGAUGGCUCGCUGACACGCGUCGCCGUCACACAUGGAGCCUUUUUGUAUGUAUUAGAAGUGCUACUUUUGUCUUCCUAAAGUGGCAGUUCGUGGAAAGGGCCGGUGCAAAGAAUGAGCGCCUUGCUUCGGCCUACUCUGGACCGCUGCUGGGAUUGUGCACAUCUGCGCACAAACACUUGCUUUGUGCCACAUAAUCACACAUUGGUUUCUCCGUGACCGACCACCACAAGGGCAGAGCCAUGACAUCAUGAGUCAGUCAUACAGGCCGGCUUUUCGCUCAGCGUUUGGCUCCCCCAGCCAACCUGAGCCGAGGCCUCACAAUGGCCUCAUGGGUGCUUCCUACAGGAGUCAGUGUGGCAUGGCCAAACUUAGGUCGGAGCAGCCAUCAGCAGUGCAGUCAGAGCGUUCCAACUGUUACAACCCGCCAAAGAGGCUACAUGACUUUAAUGCUAGAGUCAGGAAGGCUGACCUCCAUGCUAGGAACCACUUGCACCCUUCCAGCCCAAUCAGCGACUAUGAUGAUAAGUUUGAGCCACCGUCAGUCCAUCUGCCUCCCUCGCCGCGCAAUGGUAACACAGACUCCUUUGAAUCUCUGCCACAUGUCAACAGAAAUGUUUUCCCCACUCACAGUCCGGACAGUCCAGAGCGAUGUUCUCCCACCGCCAAUGGCUACUUGCAUUUUGGCUCUCCGCUGUUUGGCAGCAGUGAUGUUAAGCAGCAGCAUGACAGGGGCUUGCACAAACGUAGUGAGAACCUCAUACCCUUUCACCAGACGUGGGACUGCUCUGUUACAAGCUCAAGAACAUCAAGCAGUUCAAGCUCAGAUAAAAGGAUUUACAAACCUACUCUCUUCAAUCUCAUGUCCAAAACUAUAUCUGAACUCAACCCCAAUCUAAGCCCCAGCGCACUUCCAGACAUCACCAUGAGAGACGGGUGGAGCAUGGAUGAGGAAUCAGAAAGUGAUGGAGACCUUGCAUCUCCUGAUGCAGGGAUUAUUUCACCAACUGGCACCAACUCCAAUUCCAACAGCCCAAAGAAAAGGCCUGCGCCAUCAGUGCAACAUGUGGAAGGCGAUGUGGUGUGGGCUAAGUUCAACAGAAGGCCCUGGUGGCCAUGCAGAGUUCUCUCCGACCCUCAACUGGGCCUCCACACCAAGAUGAAAAUUCCCAGUCCUCGCCCCUGUCGUAUGUAUUUCCUGGAGACCAUUGGAGAAAUGGUUGAGUGUGCCUGGGUACCUGGGAACGCCAUUUUCCCUUUCCAUGGAAUGUAUCAGUUUGACGACCUGCCUGUGCUUCGACGGAGAGGCAAGCAGAAGGAGAAAGACUACAAGUACACGAUACCCAAAAGUUUGCGGUCUGCAUGGAAUGUCAGCGUGGCGGAAGCCGAGCGUAUGCGCUCUGCUCAACAGCUACACGCCAAGAGUUUGCCUGCAGUCUCUCUCAAUGGAGAGGAGGUUGAACUCCACCCGGUCCGUCCUGACAAACCACAGGAAGCCCCAUCUUUCACUGUAGAUGCAGCUCGACUCCCGCCCCCCAGGAGAAAUGAGCAACACGUCAUCAAAAACGCAGCAGAAAUGCAGUCCAAUAAGAGCUUAAAAAUGUGCAAAAAGAAAAAGAAAUGUCUGUCGGACAUAUUUGGCCAUAUUAUCAGUGGUUCAAAGGAGUCUUCAGGCAACACGGACACACUGGACGUUAAUACAACAAUCCAUGCAUUGAAACAAGAACCAGAGGGCUCCCCUUACAUGGAUCUGGAAACAGUUCCUGUGUUACAUUGUCCAAAACGUAUUGCAGUGUCCCCAAUGCAGGAACUAGACAGACCCUACAGGCAAGAGCUUGCACCAACAAAUGUAAAAACAAUGGUCGCACAAAUCCCUCAUCAUUCUACAGACUCACAUCUUUCUACUAGUGUUAUUAGGGAUGUCCCGAAUCGGGUAAGGGACGGGGAAGAAACGGCACAUGGUUCGAGCAAAAGCUUCCCUGCCAGUAGUCGUCUCAUGACGAGAGCCAUGGAAGCAAAUGAAGAGGUUGAUCUCCAAGAUGAACUGGCCGUGUCCGACUCUGAUGGACGUACUGAAACCCCCAGUGAUGCUGCACGGUUAAAAGAGUCUCCCUGUUGGGAAUCUGUCACUGAUGCAUCUUUCUCUGCAAAUCACGGCUCGCCAAAGAGGCGUGCAAGGAAGCCAGACAAGAAAAAAAUCCGUAUCGGCUCAUUGAUAACAUCCACAAGUGCACACCAGCGUGAUUCCUUUAUGCAACCUGGUCAAAUCAAGACAGAGAAUGUUAGCACAGAGGUGUCAUUAUCGUCCUCCCCCUCAGCAUUGUGCCCCAUGGACGCUUUCCGGGGUGUGAAGGAAGUCAUCUUUAAGUCGCUUGAUGAUGAGAAUUGUGACUCCAAGGUGACCUCCUUUCAUCCUGAUUCCAAUUAUAAGUUCAGUACGUUUCUUAUGCUUCUCAAAGACAUGCAUGACACCAGAGCGAAAGAAGGCAAGCCCCUGGUUAUCCCUCCAUCGCCACUACUGAUCAAAGAGGAACCACUGGUCAUUCCUUCACCGCCGUGCGCUGAUCCACUAAGGGGGUCUUUUGUGAGCCAAGGCAUCAAAACAGAGUUUGGACAAUCAGGGACAUUUUCAAAAGUGAAAAUCAAGUCCAGGACUAAAGCUAUCAUGUCAGCAGACACAUAUCAUUGUGAAGAUUUUCCAUUGCACACUGGGAACUCGGACAAACAGCGGCGAAAACAGAGACUUCCGGCCAAACUGAAGCUUGGACUACCUGUUGUUUCCUGCGACAUGGCUUUCGGCAGGGAGUUUGUCAGUGGCCAUGCUGAUUUAGCUGGAUCUGAUCAUCCUGUUCCUGAUGAUCCCACUGCCACCUACCUCGACAAGAUCUCUGAAUCCCCCGUGGCCCCAAAGAAGCGUUGGCAGAUGAUCGAGGAGAACAGGGCGGACGUCAAUUUUGAGAUGAACGGAUCGUACACUGUGAGAACGUCUCCCGAUGUUCACGUGGAAGCUGAGAGGCAGCUAGAGAAUGACACUUUAUCAGAGUCAGGCAGUGCAGCUGGAAAUUUGGAGAACAAACGCCUCCGUAAACCAACUAAAAGGCUCCUGGAGUCUAUCGAGGAAUAUGAACAAAUAUUUUCUCCAAUAAAGAAAUCCAAGAAACACACAUUAUCUGAUACGGAUCCCAGUGAUACCAGUGAAAUUGUGUCGCUACACCCAGAUAUCAUCAAACCGGAGACCAUUACCUCGGUGUCACCCCUUAUAGCUCCCUCUGCAUCUGCAGCAACAGAGUCGCAUAGUCCAUCUCAGGAUGAAUGUCCCCUUGAAGGGCCCCCCGUAUCCUCAGCUGCAAGUUGGCUUCCUCUAGACACUGACACAGCCCAGGAAGCAGAUCUACCUCCAAAAUCUGUUACGGACUUGGCAACAGAAAGAAAGAGGCCUCGGAAACUGUUGCACAAGGUUUUGGAUUGCACCAUUGAAGAAGUGUCUGCUCCUGUGAAGGUGCCAAAGUUCCCCCCUGGAGUUUUCUCUGAAGUCAAGGUGUUGGUCAAGAAAACUGUGAUACUUCAGAAGCACAUAUUUAAAGAAAACGUGGAUGGACCCAUAAAGAACGACAAACCGGUUCCCAGCACAUCUUCUGCCCCCGUUACUGCCUCAUCACCCUCAGAGGCUAAAGAUGAUCCAAGGGUUCUCACUCCAGAAAAAAAAAACGUUCUGUCGGGACCAAAGUCCCCUGAGCAGGAGAAUGAGGGGACACCCUGCAGCACAGAAGAGAAGCAUAACACAGACACUGAAACUCUCAAAGCUGAGGUGCUUUCUGUCAGUUUGUCUGACAGCCUCUCCUCCCUGGUGGAUGUCAAAGGGAAGAUAAGUGCUACUUCCUUAAAGGAGAAUGUCUGUCAGGUGUGUGAGAGGGCUGGAGACCUUCUGGUAUGUGACGGCCACUGCUAUGGAGCCUUUCACCCACAGUGUAUUGGUUUGUCUGCGGUGCCCAAGGGAAAAUUCCUCUGCCAGCAAUGCACCUCCGGUGUUCACACAUGCUUUGUCUGUAAGAAGUCUGGCAAUGGCGUGAAGCGGUGCAUGAUCCCACUGUGCGGGAAGUUCUAUCACACCGACUGCAUCAUCGCCUUCUCUGCCACGCAGCCACAGAACAAAAGCUUCCGCUGCCCAUUACAUGUUUGUCUGUCGUGUUACAUCACCAAUCCCCUCAACGCAUGCAACUCCAAAGGUCGCUUGGCUCGCUGUGUGCGCUGCCCUGUGGCUUAUCAUGCCAAUGACAACUGCAUGGCAGCCGGCAGCUUGGUGCUGGCCAACAACAGUUUCCUCUGCCCAAACCACUUCACUCCUCGGAAGGGCUGCAAGAAUCAUGAGCACAUCAAUGUUAGCUGGUGCUUCGUGUGCUCUGAAGGAGGCAGCCUGCUUUGCUGUGAAGCCUGUCCUGCUGCUUUUCAUCAGGAAUGUCUUAAUAUGGAGAUGCCUCAAGGCAGCUGGUUCUGCAAUGACUGCAAAGCGGGGAAGAAGCCCCGUAUUAAGGAUAUACUGUGGGUCAAAUGGGGAAGGUACAGGUGGUGGCCUGCUGAGGUGUGUCUGGCCAAAGAUGUCCCAAAUAACAUCUUGAGAAUGAAGCACGAGGUGGGAGAGUUCCCGGUGCAGUUUUUUGGCUCCAAAGAUUUCGUAUGGACUUAUCAGGCCCGAGUGUUCCCGUACAUGGAGGGUGACACUUACAACAUCGAGAAAAUGGGCAAGGGUGCAGACACGGUGUACAAAAAGGCCCUGACUGAGGCUGCAGAGAGAUUCAAAGAGCUCCAAACAGAAAAGGAGAUGAAGCAGCUUCAGGAAGAUAGAAAGAAUGACAGGAAACCUCCUCCAUACAAGCACAUAAAGGUAAACAAGCCAAUUGGAAAGGUGCAGAUCAUCACAGCUGACCUAUCAGAGGUCCCGCGCUGUAACUGCAAGGCCUCAGAUGAGAACCCAUGCAGCGUAGAUUCGGAGUGCAUUAAUCGCAUGCUGUUGUACGAGUGCCACCCUCAGGUGUGCGCGGCCGGGGAGCGAUGUCAGAAUCAGGCCUUCACGAAACGCCAGUACACAACGGUGGAGAUAUUCAGGACACUGUCGCGUGGCUGGGGUUUACGUGGCGUGUCCAACAUCAAGAAGGGAGCUUUCGUGAGCGAAUAUGUAGGGGAGGUGAUAGAUGAAGAAGAAUGUCGGGCCAGAAUCCGUCAUGCUCAGGAGAAUGACAUCUGUAACUUCUACAUGCUGACACUAGAUAAGGAUAGAAUCAUUGAUGCCGGACCCAAAGGGAACCAGGCUCGCUUCAUGAAUCACAGCUGCCAGCCAAACUGUGAAACUCAGAAAUGGACUGUGAAUGGGGACACCCGCGUCGGACUAUUUGCACUACAAGACAUCCCAGAAGGUGUGGAGCUGACUUUCAACUACAACUUGGAGUGUCUUGGUAACGGCAAGACCGCAUGUAAAUGUGGAGCACCCAACUGCAGCGGCUUCCUCGGUGUUCGACCUAAGAACCAGCCGCCUUCGGAGAAACUGAAGGAAGGGAAGAGGAGAGUGUCCAUGAAGAAGAAAACGAAGCAGGAGGUGACCAAGGAAAGGGAGGAUGAGUGUUUCAGCUGCGGUGACGGCGGCCAGAUUGUGUCGUGUAAGAAGCCCGGCUGCCCGAAGGUCUAUCAUGCUGACUGUCUGAACCUGGCCAAGAGGCCUGCAGGUCGGUGGGAGUGUCCGUGGCACCAGUGUGAUGUCUGCGGUAAAGAGGCGGUGUCGUUCUGUGAGAUGUGCCCCAGCUCAUACUGCAAAGCACACCGAGAUGGCAUGCUCUUCAUCUCCAAGCUGGACGGCAAGCUGUCUUGUAGUGAACAUGACCCUUGUGGGCCCGACCCCCUGGAACCGGGCGAGAUCCGUGAAUAUGUUCCUAAUGCCACUUCUGCAAAACAAGGCCCUGUGGCGUCGCCGCUCGCUUCCCAUCCACUCCCAGACUCUCGAGUUUCCACUCCCGUUGCCUCACAUGGCCUCACGCGUGAGCCUCCUCCUCGUCUCUACAUUAACACAAAGACUGCUACCUCGAGCUUUAUCCCCAGUAGCAGGUCUUACCUCACAGACAGGACAGAAGACAAAGCUUUGUCCAGCCCGACCUCCUCCAAAGAGGAGAGCGAGGAUGGCGAGAUGGAGGACGGGGAGGUGUGCGGGUUAGAAGUAGAUUUGGAAGAAGAAGAGGAAGAAGACGACGACGACCAUGAUGAUGAAUCAGAGGACGACAUGGAAGAGAUAGAGUUAGUGGAAGAUGAGCCAAUGUACGGAGACGGCUUGGAGGAGGAAGAGGAGGAGGUAGAUAACAGUUGGGGUGAUUAUGUGGAGGAAGAUGCUAUUGAUGACGACUUGGGAGAUGACUGGUGCCGAGUGGAGGAGGAUGACAAGUGACCCUCAAUAAAUCCACCUACUGUACUUGAAUGCAACAUUGCCUUCUGCUUGGUACAACAUUGCCUUCUCGUCGCAGACUGCUGCGCUGAUGCUGGGGAUGCGUAUCGGUGCUAUGGCUCGAGGGCUCAUUCACUCAGUUUCUUGUACUUUUGUUGAUAUUUGUUUAUUUGUGUCUGGUGCUGUUCGCUUCAGUUGUUCAUUCUUUUAAACAUUGUUUACAUUUUUUAAAAGAUAUUUGAAAUAUAAAAAAGUGAGAAGAUAUUUCUGACCAAACUGUAAUCACAAGGGCAUUUUGUUGUUGUUAUUGUCUCAACUUGUCUUCUUUAAAAAAAAAAACAAAAAAAAAAUGAAAGAAUGGGGGGCAAAGAGUGGUCAUUUAAGUUGUCUCACUUGUCAAUGUUUCCAUGGUAUAUUUUGACCCUGAUGCAAAAAUAAACACACUGGAGUCAUUGAAACUGCAAAACGUUAUUCCUGAAACAAUAACAUACUUUUUUGUACGUAAUAUAAAUCAAGUUCGAAUUUAUUUUAGCAGUGACUAGUUCGUGGCUGACCAGAAACAACAUAUCCCAAAGGU